UAUCAAUUGGGAUAAUGGUCAUUAGAUAACCAUAUCGAAUGAUCCUGGUCAGGGUGGUUUUGCAUGCUUGAAAGGCAAAGCAAUGCUAAAAGCAAAAGCCAGAAAAAAGUGCUAAUCUUUCCUAAUCUCCAAACCAGACAUCAUCCUCCCCACUUCCUAAAACCCCAACUAGAAAUGGGGUUGCAUGCUUUGAUAAACAAAUCAUAAUCUCUCUUCACACUCUCAUGUCCAUAAUACAUCCUUCACACAUUUUUUAGUUUCUUUGCCUAAAGAUUCUAAUGUCUCAGGCAUUCUUAUCCCGGCGACCCUCAUAGAAAACUCAUUUGCUAAUCUCUCUCUCUCUCUCUCUAAAAACUCCAUCGCCUGAGGAGACUACAUGUGGAAGGGAGAGAUGGGUUUCUGCAAGAAAAAAAUUUCCUUCCGAUUUGUGAUGCAAUAUUCAGAUGUGCUUCCUUGAGACCUCAUUCUUAGAGCGAAAAAAAAGAAGAAAAAAAAGUUGUUUUGGGAAGUGGCCUUGAAUCUAUGGGGGUUAACCUCGAUUGUUAGGAAGGUUGAGUGAUCUUUAUCAAUAGUAGCGAAUUGGGCUUUGUUGCAGAGAUGAUUCAGCUACUGUUUUUGGUCCUUUUUGCUGAAGGGGUCGUAGCAUUGCUUCUAAUGGUGAAGAUUGGGCCCUUGAGGGAGUUGGUGAUGAAGAGCUUGGACCAUCUGAAAACAGGGAAAAGCCCAGCCACUGUUAAGACCAUUGCUGGUACCAUGUCCGUAAUCCUUAUUUCGAGCAUAACUAGCAUUCUCAAGAUCCAGAACAAAGGAGCUAAGCUUGGGACUGUGUCACCCAUGGAUCAGGUCCUCUGGAGGACGCACCUGCUAGAGGCUUCGCUCAUUGGAUACUCCUUAUUUCUCGGAUUUGUAAUUGAUCGUUUACACCAUUAUUUACAAAAAGUAACUGGGUUGAGGACAGAGAACCAGCAUCUCAGAAAGAAAGAAGAGAAAGCCUCCAAGGAAAUAAAAUUGCUCGGGGAAGAGAUCUCAAAUUUGACAGAAAAUUUGAAGAAGAUGAAAUUGGCAUGUGAGGAUAAGGAAAACCAGGUGCUUUCUAAAGAAGCUCAUGUUGCUGCCCUUCAGAAACAAAAUGAGGAUCUACUUCUUGAGUAUGACCGCCUGUUGGAGGAUAACCAAAAUCUUCAGAGCCAGGCUAUUGGAUACAGGAAUUGAGAGAUUGGUGGAAUGCCAACCAUUUGGCUCAUUGGUAUGUAUGUAUUUGCAUGCUGAUAUCAUUUGGUCAAGUGUCUCCUUGACCAUACCACAACUGAGACAGAUCAACAGCUUCUUUAGAGUGACUGUUAGGUUUGGAGUUGAAAUGGGGAGGUUCCUUAGGGACAAUGCUGAUGAAAAUUUUGCAACACCGUCUCGAUUUUUCUCUCAUUCUUCAGUUUUCCAGAUUGUACUGAUAUUGAGUCAGAAGAGGUGAAAUCGACAAAGACUAAGAAAUUCUGGUCCAUUUUCCUAACAGGUCAAGCAUUGUUGGAUUAUCAAUGUAAUUGAAAAGUUAGAAGAAUACUCGUCUUCUUCAUGAGUUUUAUUAGUUGAAAUGGUUUUAGACAUUUUAUUGAUCA
Macadamia integrifolia is the source of this 1613-nucleotide messenger RNA. RefSeq lists its product as uncharacterized. Gene Ontology annotation, biological process: endoplasmic reticulum to Golgi vesicle-mediated transport; intracellular protein transport. The coding region runs from base 598 to 1212 and encodes 204 amino acids. Gene Ontology annotation, cellular component: endoplasmic reticulum membrane; endoplasmic reticulum. The transcript has 2 exons. NCBI's taxonomy places the organism in Eukaryota, Viridiplantae, Streptophyta, Magnoliopsida, Proteales, Proteaceae. The record is from RefSeq and is a predicted model, not a curated record.